Molecule: messenger RNA, 501 nt
Organism: Morchella sextelata
Lineage: Eukaryota; Fungi; Ascomycota; Pezizomycetes; Pezizales; Morchellaceae
Exons: 2
Coding region: 1-501 (166 amino acids)
Source: RefSeq, a predicted model, not a curated record
AUGCCACCUGCACCAAUCCCUGUACCAGCUCCUCCCCCCAUCCCAGUACCAGUCCCCGUCCCCAUCCCCAUACCAGUCCCCAUCCCCAACCCGCUCGCCCGAGCAUGCGAUGCCGAGGUGCCAAACGUCAUACCCGUCAGGGACGUAGCCCCAACCUUGUGGAUUAUGCAGGAGGCGCUGAACAGUACCCACAUGACAGUGUGGAGAAACCACGUUUACAACUUGCAAGCACGCAGGAUCAACCGCGCCCGUAGUCAUGCCGUUCCUGGUAAUGCAUCGCGCGCAUGGCCGAAGUACAUCAAGAUGGUUGAGAUUGUCAACGGAGAGGUGUAUCACCCGGCGCCGAACGAUAAGGCAUCGAUCCACGCAAUGACGCAGGCGCAAUGGAUGCUGUUGGGGGCCGCCUACCAGUUGCCGUGGGUUCCGGUGGGUCCUGGGAGGACCACGAGGCCAGAGUGUAGGAGAGAUUACAAGGCGUUUAUUGGUAUGAGGUCUUAUUGA